Molecule: messenger RNA, 1860 nt
Organism: Schistosoma turkestanicum
Lineage: Eukaryota; Metazoa; Platyhelminthes; Trematoda; Strigeidida; Schistosomatidae
Source: the annotation of a GenBank genome assembly
AUGAGUAACAACGGGAUUUAUGAAGAUUUUAAUGACUGUCUUAGGAUAGGAAUUCUCCAUAUUCCAUCUGGACGAUUUCUUACAGCUGAAGUAUUUAACAAUGAAAUUAAUAUUUCUGGAACAGCAUUACGGCGGCGUCAAGUUUGGUCGUUAAUUACUGAUCGAAAGCAUACUGAUACUUUGUUUUUACAAAAUUCUUUUGGUCGAUUUUUAUCUGUUAAUAAGGAUGGAAAAAUAAGUGCAUCUUUAAAACCAGGUUGUGAAGAACGUUUCCGUUUAGAAUUCUCACCAGAUAGUACCGGUGAAUGGGCUUUUAAAUCAGAUGCAUAUGGUUUCUAUCUAACUGGUUCCGAUACUCAAGUUUCGUGUUUUUCCAAAUCUCCUGUUUGGUGGUCAGUUCGUUUAGCAACCCACCCUCAAGUGCAUAUUCGUCACCAGUUCCGUUCACGUUACUUACGUCUUCUUAACGAUGGUCUUGAGCUUCGGGCUGAUCAACCAUAUCCAUGGGGCCCAGAUUCUGUUAUUUGGAUUGAACAGCCUCCAAUGGUUGCUAGUCAGUGUUUUGGUCGUGGUUCAAAUAUACCCUCAGUUGGCAAAGCUGCUGUUUCACGUCUUGGUCGUAUUGCUUUCAAAAUGCCAAAUGGAAAAUAUUUGAAACCAAAUGGAGAAAUGUGUGAUGAAAUGGAUGAUUCCACUUUAUUUUCUUUUGAAUAUCAUCCUGGAAGUCCCAGUACAUUUGCUUUUCGUAAUCAAAAUGGUCAUUAUUUAACUACAAUCGGACCUGGAACAGUUAAAGUAAAAGCAAAUACAAAUAUUGCUAAAGAAGAACUGUUUCUAAUUGAACAUGCUGCUUUAGAAAUUGGUAUAUUAGCACAUAAUGGAAAAUAUGCAUCAGUUAAACAAGGUAUUGAAAUUUCUGCAAAUCAACAUGAAUUAGACGAAACAUCUAUUUUUCAUUUGGAAUAUAUCGGUGGAAAAGGUUUCAAUGCUUUAGAGACUGUAGCAUCCAGUCCAGUACCGACUGCAUCAACAGGUUCAGAUGGUGGGAAUGGUUUUAGUGCUGAUUCAACUUUCAAUACAUGUUCAAUGAAUAAUAAUCAUUCCAUUAUAAAUGGUGUUCAUUCAGAUGUCUAUUUUUUAACAACAGGAUUUUGGCGUUUACGUUCUCGUAGUGGGAAAUUAUGGAAACUUGCACCAUCAUGUGGUGUAAAGAAUACUGCUUUGGAUGGAGAUCAAGAAAGUCUAUUUGAAAUUUUAACAAUGAAUAAAAUCAAUGAUAAACCAUUAUGUCCGAUUGUAUUUCGUUCAAAUAAUGAUGGACAGUCUUUGACUGCUCGUAAACUUGGUGCUCUAUCUACAAGUGGUCGUUUAAUUGAUGAAACUCAAUCACCAUCUUCAGAUGAACUUUUCAAUAUUGUUUUAACCAAUAGAAAAUCAAUUGUGUUUUUAUCUUCAUUAACAAGUGGCUUUUUAGUACGUGGAAAACAAAAUAUUCUAGAUUCAAAUGGAGUAACAUAUGAACCAUUUUAUGUACAAAUAACUAAAAGGCAUACUUAUAAAUUUUUUUCCCGCAAUCCAAAUUCAACAUAUUCCAUAUUGACAGCGAAUUUAGAUGGCUCACUACAACUUGAAUCUACUCGUCAAACACCUGGUGACGAAAAUAAUGAAGACAAGAAUAAUGAUGAUUUGAAAUAUGAAUUUCAACUUCAUUUUCUUGGUCACGGUCGAGUUCUCAUUCAAUCAUUGAACAUUGAACGUGGUGAUUCAAUGUGUCUAGUGAAAUCAGAAAUCAAAGGUGAUGUGAAAUUGGAUGUACCAACUGGUGGUCAUAUAACAGUGAAUCAUAUUUGGGAAAUUUAA